CACAGCGCUCACUCACUCCAAUCCCUCUCAGGCGAGUAGUGCUCUCUCUCCCUCCUACAACCCCAGUCAAAGGAGUUGCUGGACCAGUUUCGGAGACUGUACCGCAGCCGUUACAAGAGAGAGUCAUCAAGAUGACUAGCUACAUUGUAUCCUCCGACUCUCACCGUGUCAGCCCAUCGGUCCACGGGAACAAAUUCGACACUGCCUACCGCAAGAAGGCCGUGCCCAACAUAUUCGAGAACGUCAACCAGGACGCGGUGAUGAGGCUGUUCGAGAAAACGGGGGACAAGAAAGCGGAGGAGAGGGUGAGGAGCAUCUUCUCCUUCACGCAGGACCCAGCGGAGACGGCCAAAGCUCUGAUGGCGCUCAAGCAGCGAAAGAAGGACAAGUUCUUCCAGAUCGUGGGCAUGGUUCGCCACAUGCUGAAACUGCGUUGAACAUUCUCUCUCGACUCUGCAGAACGAGUUGAAUUGAAAAGGACAACAAUAUCGCUGUGGCGGUUGGUCAUGUAAUGCCGACCUGUCACCGAGAAAGAGCCUCCUCGAAUGGACUUAGCCUAAAUUCAAGCCACAUGCUUCGAAAGCAACCAAGUGUGACUAUUCCAUUAAGAUGCACUCCAUGCGUAAUGGUAGCAUGCACGGGUUAGUUUGGAUACGACGUGCUGGAUGGAGAAAGAAGGAGGUGAAUGGAAUACAGAGGGCUGUUGUCCAGAACAAAGAAACAGGGAGACACGAUGCUCUCCCUGACUGACUAUGCAUUCUGUCGAAUGCUUCACUCUCAAUGUGUACCUUAUAGGUGCCUAUUUGUUGGUACAUAGUAAUAAUAAGAAGAGACUGUGCCGAAGAAACUGCCUGAAAAUGCCUGUUCCGGUGCAAAAAUAUGCCUUGUCUCUUUAUCUUUUAACUUUGUGAUACCUGCUAUAAACACUGUUUAUUAGUGGCCACUAAUUUAUUUGUAACAAAAAUGUUACAGCACCAUGAUGACAUGCAUUUAUGAAAUGUCCUUUUGCAAUUUCUUUAAUAAAUUAUUAUUGAAAUAUAA
Molecule: messenger RNA, 1041 nt
Organism: Coregonus clupeaformis (lake whitefish)
Lineage: Eukaryota; Metazoa; Chordata; Actinopteri; Salmoniformes; Salmonidae
Product: transcriptional and immune response regulator
Exons: 1
Coding region: 132-437 (101 amino acids)
Biological process (GO): negative regulation of Notch signaling pathway; endothelial cell activation involved in immune response
Cellular component (GO): cytosol; nucleus
Molecular function (GO): Notch binding
Source: RefSeq, a predicted model, not a curated record